CUGCUGGCUGCUGGCUGCCACUUCUAGCGAUAUUUUCCUGUUUAGGUUGUUAAGAAAAGAGAAACUUAAGACCGCUUUGCUCUUCUUAUGAAUGUCGUAUGAGAUUUAUGUUUGUUACUUAGACUAUGUUAAGUAGAGAGGACACAAACAAACUGCCAUUACUUAAGAUAGAAUUCUGUUGGGUUGGGAUUGGGGCAAAAGUGCAUCAACACAUUUUUGAGAAACCAGCAAGUUUUUGUGUUGGAUCUUGGAUGUCAAUGAGGAAAGUGAUGGCUUAUAAUUGCAACUAUUACCUCGAAUGCCCAAUAACUGACAGAAUCAAUUUAAUUCUAUUCACAUCCGCUGCUUCAAAAAAUGUGUUUAUCGUUAGCAAGGACCAAUAAAUGUAGAACACAUCACAUGUUGUUCAUUGUUACAUCACCAUGUACGCAAAUAUUAAAAAAAAACAGGACACUCAACCCAAGCCAACUCAACAAGUUUUAUUAUAUCUCAAGAGGUCUGAAUAUUACUCAAAUUUAUGAUAUAUUGGUGAAUAUGACUCAAACUCAAACGUCAACCUGCAAAAGGAAAGGCCAGUUUGCAUGGCCUCGACGCUCGAAGGUCACGGAGAUCAUUACGUAAAACGUGUCAUGCAGUGGUGUACAGGUUGGGUGAGAACGGACGUACUAUCAAGCAGGUAAAAUAGCCGCAAGGCUUAGGAGGUGAGGGUGAGAAAAAAAUCGCACAAAAGGAGAGAAAAAAGGCGAAGGAAAAUUAGUCGAGGAAGCAUAAUCUCCGACACGGCAAAAACUGAUGUACAGUAUUUGUCACCAACUUCCUUCAUCGCAUUACCACUUCGCCAUCAUGGUUUGCUAUGGCGUCGUGGUGCUGUUGGGUGUUGUAUAUCGUUGAUGGCGGGGUCGACGAUGUUUCCAGGAUAUGGUGGAUACCAAACCGCAACGCCGCCGCCUUAAGUCCCGAAGUAUAACUCUGCUUAGAGCUGCGUGAAGGUGAGUGAGAAAAGGUGGUCGAAAACAAUCGAGUGACGAUCUCCGACACGGAAACAAUUGCAGUGCACUAUCUGUCAUCAAUUACAUUCCUCAUCGUGUAACCAGUUCGUAAUUAUGGUCAACUAUAGCGCCGUGCUGCUGCUGGGUGUUGUAUCGUUGUUGGCUGGGUCGAACACUGCUGUACCGACGUCUCCUGGAUAUGGCGGAUACCAAACCGCAGUGCCGCCACCUUACUACACAAUUUACGAGUUGGUUACUACUGCAACGACCAGUUGCGACCGAAGGCCCCCAAGUGCUACACCACUAAGGCACCGGAGUUUUAUACCAUGACUAACGCUGCCCCGAGCUACUACACCGACGCCCCGAAAUAUUAAUACCCUGCCGCGACUUUUCAGUCAGAUUUUCAGAGCCAAGCAAUGCAAUUUGCGAGUGCCAAGCAAAUGGCGGAUGUGAGGCCUGCAAUUUUGGGAACAUGCAGGCCAUUUGUUCACGUCACGGACUUGCCAUCGGAGCCCAAACAGUUUGGAUAACAAAGUUCUUUAUGCUCAUCACCUUCCCAAUGUCGUAUCCCAUCUCUUUGAUACUGGAUCGGAUACUGGGCGAAGAACUCGGCGCUUAUUACAACCGAGAAAGGCUAAAAGAAUUGAUCAAGGAUUUUCGCGUGUACCCAUCUACGACGUAGAACGGAAUAACAUUAUCGGAUUACUUUUUAUCAAAGAGCUCGCUCUGGUAGAUCCGCAGGAUGCCAUUCCAUUGAAAACGCUGUGCAGAUUUUACAAGAAUCAGUGCAAUUUCAUCUUCGAAGAUACCACACUCGACAUAAUGUUUAAAGAAUUCAAAGAAGGCCAUAAAGGCCACAUGGCAUUUGUUCAACGAGUCAACUGCCAAGGAGAUGGAGAUCCUUUUUACGAAACUGUUGGAUUGGUCACGCUUGAAGACAUUAUCGAAGAGUUAAUUCAAGCUGAAAUCGUCGACGAAACGGACGUGUGGAUGGACAACCGCAGCAAACGUCGACGAGAGAAAGGAAGACUAUUCCAGGAUCUCAGUGGCUUCGCCCUGCAGUACCACGAGCAAACUGCUCGCAAGAUCUCCCCGCAAUUGGCUCUAGCAGCGUUUCAAUUUCUUAGUUCAUCAAUUGAUCUCUUCAAGACCGAAUUGAUCUCAAACAACGUUCUCCGGCGAUUGAUGCAACAGAGUCAAAUCAUUCGCUUUAUCCGCGUUAACAAAGAAAAAUCAGAGUUUCACCCGGCAGAGACGCUCAUCUUUCAGCAGGGAAAACCAGCCGACUAUUUCGUGCUGAUCCUUGAAGGACGUGUGGAAGUGACAGUUGGGAAAGAAAAUUUAGUUUUUGAGAGUGGGCCAUUCAGUCAUUACGGUUCACAGGCCCUAACGUCCUACUCGUCGGCAAUGGAGUCGGCGUCUUCUACUCAACUUUCACGCAGCGUUCAAUCGGUGCGGAUGGCCGUCUCGCCCGACGGCGGAGUUGGCAGCGCAGCGCGUGGGCAAACGUUCGUCACCGACUACACGGUGCGUGCCAUCACUGACGUCGUCUAUUUCUGCCUCAGUCGGAUACUCUACCAAGCAGCUUGUAGUGCCACUGUACUCGAAAGAACGCAGCGCGGUGACGCAACCAAGCGGAUAUCAGACUGUGACAGCAAUUUGGAGCACGUCUUGAUCUUUUCCAACGGAGAAGAAGCAAUUGGUUCAGGGGAUCACACACUCAACGAAAAUUCUCCGCUCAUCACGCAAGGCGGAUACUGUACAGAUUAUUUGAUGUCCGACACUACUGCGAUCGCAUUAGACUCUCGCCAGGAAGAUUUAUUGAACGGUCCAUCAUUACCCGCCCUAUCCAGUUUCCUUAUUGGAGAAAACCCUGGAAAUUAGAUCAAUGAAAGGAUACAGGGAUUUGAAGAAUUAUUUCCGUCUCUGAGUUGAAUUUUUGAAGGGAAAAACUGAAAUGAACAAGAUCAUCUAAAAGAAUAAUAAUAUUAAUGAAGAAAUAUUAUUUUUUGUUAAUCAAAUGCAAGUGACAAGCUAUAGACACCGUACGAAAAUUCAGAAAUAACCAGAAAUAGAUGCCGUUAUUACAAUGUUAAUUCCCUCGCAAAUUUGCACAGUCACACAUUUCAAAGCAUUCAGUUUCUUUCUAUGCAUAAUAUAGUGAGAUCAAGUAUGUUUGUAUGUACUUAUGAUAUAAAUAUGUCUAAAGUUUUGCACGAUUCCUUUUUGCGAUAUGCAGUCCCUUUGUAACUAUAUUAAAAAAACAUUUAAACCUGUCGGUCUUCCGUCAAGAAAGUUGUCUAGCCUUUAGCUAGAUCUUAAUACAAACCUCAGUCUUACACACUCUGCUGAUUAUAAAAAAACCUCCAGAUAUGUUUACGACUUUACGGUAAAUUUUUAAUAUCACAAUCGAAAUUUGUAUUAUUUAAAAGCGUAGAUUCACAGUAGGUAAUUUUGACAGUAGUCUUUUUAUCUGUGGUUUGAAUGUGAUCCCAUUUCCCGCCAUUGCUUAAGUAAAAACAAAUGAAUAAUCGAUUUUCACUGGUUUUUUCUUUUCGUGCGUCGGCAGAAGCAGCUGUUUUAUUGUUUGCUCAUUCUCAUUUUAUCUUCUACAGCCAUCGGUACAGCCAUGUCCACCACGCGUCCGACUUCCGACAGCCAACCAAAUCUCAACAUGUCGAUUACUUCCAGUGCUACUACUACUACUACUACAAAAGGUAUCAUUGAUUGUGUUGAAAAAUGCACGUGUCACGCCACGCAAGGUUGGCAUGAAAUAUUUCGUCGUUUCACGACCUGUCAAAAUUCUGUAGACGGUGAGACGACGGCUCAUUCGUCGAGUGAAAACAUUCAAAGUGUCGAUCGCAAUUCAACUCGGGUGCCAUCGUUUCUGUUCCGCCAACAUCGCAGCAGUUCAAAUUCGUCUCCCCGUAACAUUCUAGACAGGUUGAUUCCAUCUCGUUCAGAAACGAAUAUGCAGCUGGCUCAGCAUCUUUUUUCGACCACGUCACAUCGUCCCGUCGGAGACGACUCUGAGCAACACUCCCGGCAAGUCACGCCAAUUCUCACAUUCGGCAAUAAAGUUGUGAGAGUGAAACCGAUGGCAUCUUUGUCUUGUGGUACGACUCCUAAAUCCAAAUUUGAAUUCCCCACUUUACCCCAUCGAGUUAUGUACGCCCGGGAACCGGGAAUCCAUUUCAGUAAAACCAAAAAUAAAAAAUUGCCUCACGAUGGCAAUUAAUGAAUGUGUGAAGAGAAACGAGAAAAUAUGACUAAACAUUUAAAGGUUUCUCAAGAAAAUAUGAAAUCAAUACGACGGCGCUGCCCUCUGAUAGCUGGCGGGAUACGACACAGUAGUAGUGUAGUAUGACGGAGCGGAAUAGUACUUGUGAGCUUCGGUGUAGUAACUUGCUGUGGUGUAGUACUCUGGCGCCUUUGUAGCGUAGUAUUUCUCAGUCUCGGUGUAGUAGCUGGGAGUGGUGUAGUAAGGGGUCGGCUGAGUGUAGUAGCUCGGAGUGGAAUAGUAUUUUGGAGCCUCGGUGUAGUACUCUGGCGCCGGAGUUGGGUAGUAGCUUUGAGGUUGAGUGUAGUAGUAUUCGCCGGCUUCAUUGGCUUUAUGCUCCAUCCUGCCCAUGUGACCUUUAGGCAUCAUACCACCCAAAACGCCAUUGGAUGCCCA
Daphnia pulex (common water flea) is the source of this 4665-nucleotide messenger RNA. RefSeq names its product unextended protein-like. The transcript is spliced from 13 exons. Bases 1812 to 2873 code for a protein of 353 amino acids. Lineage: Eukaryota; Metazoa; Arthropoda; Branchiopoda; Diplostraca; Daphniidae. Gene Ontology annotation, molecular function: transmembrane transporter activity. The record is from RefSeq and is a predicted model, not a curated record. Gene Ontology annotation, biological process: magnesium ion homeostasis; transport. Gene Ontology annotation, cellular component: plasma membrane.